UCUCAAUUAUUAUAGCAUCUUGAUAAAUAAAUGAGUAUUAUUACUUCAUGCGUCUACCUUAUAAUAUUAACAUAUCAUAACCCACAAAUUGAAACCCAAAAGAUAAAAUGAUAAAAAUGUUUGAGGUACGAGGCUUGUAUCUCCUCCUACCACUGCUAUGGUCUAGUGUUACUAAAACCACUUUCGCCACUAAAAUCGCCAAGCCCGGUUGCCAACCUAGCUGUGGCAACGUAACGAUUUACUAUCCAUUUGGUAUCGGCAGCGCAUGUUCUCUUAGGGAGUCUUUCAUAAUAGACUGCAAUCGUAGUUCCAGCAAUGACCCUCCAAAACCCUUCUUGGUCGGCAGUAACAUUGAGGUCCUGAACAUAAGCAUUACCGGCCAAAUGCUUAUUAAGAGCUUUGUGACAACUAAACUAUACCGAGAUGGAGUAGCAGUAGAAUCAACUCCUCCGUAUGUAGAGCAGACAGAUCUCACCAUGUAUCCACUUGUAUAUUCCGACACCGAAAACAAGCUCAUCGUCGUUGGUUGUGAUGAUUUUGGUUUUCUUGUUUCCGAAAGUACCUAUAGAGGGUCGUCUCCUCUCGGAAUGGGGUGCAGUGUAGUGUGUAGCAAUUUAUCAGUGGUGAUAAACGGGUCGUGUUCAGGGUUUGGUUGCUGCCAAACAACCAUCCCACAGAGGUUGUAUAACUUCACCUUAGUAUUAGAGAGUAAUGCGAAUCACAGUAAUGUGUCUCACGUAAAUCCAUCUGGUUAUGCUUUCAUAGGAAAUCCGAGUAAAUUCAACUUUAGUGUCGCUGACCUUGGUGAUCCUAACUUCGUCAAUAGAACCAGAGACAGUGUUCCGGUGGUGCUCGAAUGGUUUGUUUGGGAUUAUUAUGAUUUUUCUCAUGAUAUUAGUUGUGAGAUAGCUAAGAGAGACUUGUCCUACUAUGCUUGCCACCAUCAAAGCCGCUGCCACGAUGUUGAUAGUGGCUCUGGGGGGUACAGAUGCACUUGUCUACCUGGUUACAAGGGUAAUCCUUAUCUUAGCCCCGGAUGUACAGAUAUUGAUGAGUGUGCAAAUCUUUCAAGCUCCCCUUGUUCUGAUAUUUGUAUAAACACUCCGGGUAGUUACUAUUGUACUUGUCCUAAAGGAUAUCAUGGAAAUGGUCGGAAGGAUGGAACCAGUUGUAUAAGAGAUUCUGUUCCAGAUUAUUCUAAAAAGAAUAUAGUUAUAGGUCUUGCUGCUACUUUGGGAUCUCUACUAUUGCCUCCAAUUGGAUGGUGGUUAUACAUAGUGAUAAAAAAAAGAGAGACUAUAAAGCAAAAGGCUAGAAACUUUAAGAAAAAUGGUGGUUUGUUGUUGCAACAUCGUAUGUUGUCUGAUGAACGCAUUGUAGAAAGAACAUAUUUCUUCACCGUUGAUGAGUUGGAGAAAGCCACGGACCACUUUAAUGAGAGCAGGAUACUUGGACGAGGAGGACAAGGUACCGUUUACAAAGGAAUGCUAGGUGAAGGGAGACUUGUUGCUGUAAAAAAGUCUAAGACAUUGAAUGAAAGCCAACGAGCACAUUUCAUCAACGAAGUGGUUAUCAUGUCUCAAAUAAUUCAUAGGAAUAUAGUCAGGUUACUAGGAUGUUGUUUGGAAUCAGAAGUCCCAUUAUUGGUUUAUGAGUUUGUCCCAAAUGGAACACUUUUCAAUCAUCUACAUCAUCUAAAUGAAGAGUUUCCAAUCACAUGGAGGAUGCGCUUGCAAAUUGCUUCUGAUUUAGCUGGAGCACUUGCUUAUCUGCAUUCCUUUUCUUAUUAUCCCAUACUACAUAGGGACAUCAAAUCUUCCAACAUUCUUUUGGAUGAUAAGUAUAGGGCAAAACUAUCGGAUUUUGGGUUAUCAAAAAGUGUGGCUCCCGAUCAAACCCAUGUAACAACUCGUGUUAUGGGAACAUUCGGUUAUUUGGAUCCUGAAUAUUUCCAAACUAACCACUAUACAGAGAAGAGUGAUGUUUACAGUUUCGGUGUGGUCCUUGUUGAACUUUUAACCGGACAAAAGGCAAUACGUGCUAUAUGUGAACAAGAUAGAAGUUUGGUGUCAUGGUUUCUUUCUCAUACAGAAAACUCUCAAUUCCUUGACAUUGUGGACCCUGAUUUGGUAAAGGAGAGUUCGAAGGAAGAGGUUUACACUAUUGUUGAUCUUGCAACACGAUGCUUGAAUCCGAAAGGUCAUAGAAGACCCACUAUGAAAGAAGUUCUACUAAUACUAGAGACAGAAGAGUCGCCCCAAACCGAUGAAGUAGAAACCAGCUCACAAUUCGAGCAAGUGUUAGCUGCUGGAACAACUAAUAACAGUUCAUACCAUGAAAAUGUUGCAACUUCCUCCACAUCUAGUAUGGAUACACGUUAUUGUCAAUCAUCUGAAUUGUCUUUAUUAUUCAAUCCCAGAUGACGUAGAUAUCUUCAGUAGUUUAGUUUGGCUACAUACCCUUGCUAUAAGUUGAUCAGGAUUGACUUUACGUAACUUUGUGUAUCACUUAUAGUACCUUAUUUUUCACAUAUCAGAUAUGUUGAGAUGUUAUGCUUAGGUCUAGUACUGUUUUAUAAUGCAACUAAUUAUGUUAAGAACUGCCUUCUUUUCUCUAA
Messenger RNA from Chenopodium quinoa (quinoa), 2617 nucleotides. RefSeq names its product wall-associated receptor kinase-like 6. The coding region runs from base 108 to 2423 and encodes 771 amino acids. The transcript has 2 exons. Gene Ontology annotation, molecular function: protein serine/threonine kinase activity; polysaccharide binding; ATP binding. The record is from RefSeq and is a predicted model, not a curated record. Gene Ontology annotation, cellular component: plasma membrane. NCBI's taxonomy places the organism in Eukaryota, Viridiplantae, Streptophyta, Magnoliopsida, Caryophyllales, Amaranthaceae. Gene Ontology annotation, biological process: cell surface receptor signaling pathway; protein phosphorylation.